Pseudozyma flocculosa PF-1 is the source of this 669-nucleotide messenger RNA. RefSeq lists its product as uncharacterized. Bases 1 to 669 code for a protein of 222 amino acids. NCBI's taxonomy places the organism in Eukaryota, Fungi, Basidiomycota, Ustilaginomycetes, Ustilaginales, Ustilaginaceae. The record is from RefSeq and is a predicted model, not a curated record. The transcript has 3 exons.
AUGCGUCUGCGGCUCCUAGUGCUCUCCAUGGGCAUUGCCAGCGCCAGCGCGACGCUCGCGGCGGCGCAAACGUCGUCCUACUACUUUUCGCUGGCCAGCGCCGGCCUCGUGAUGGGACAGCUCGAGCAUCGCAUCGCCAUGGCCAACGAGGCGGCCGACAACCUGCAGGUAUUCUCGAAUGAUGCCGCCUUUCAGGGCAUCACCAUCUGGGAGCUGACGGGCGAUGCCUCGUUGGCUGGAAAACCUCUUGGAACGGUGCUAGAGGUCGUAAUCAUCAUGUGGCUCAGACUGAAGCUCCAAGAGAGGGCUUCUCGGCAGGCGGAGGCCGAAGCGCUGCUCCAGUUCAUCGCGCGCGGAGGCUUCCAUGACCGCACGGGAAUGCCACUGUCCGAUGACCAGGCCACGAGGCUCGGGUACAUCGCCAGGCUGGCGACCGAGAGGCAAAGGACGUCGCUGAAGAACGCCCAGGCGAUGCUGCAACGCCACAACCGGUGGAUCAACGACAAUUUGGCCCCGCACGACGCCGCCAGGCUCAUCGAGGAGCUGGGAGAGUACAACUGGCCCCAGUUCGCUGUGCACGACGAAGCCAUGAAGCAAGUCGUCACCACGAUCAACAGGAAGCUGCCAAGAUCGAUCGUUAGGGUCGUUCCAGAGAGGCCGGGUCAGUGA